Molecule: messenger RNA, 534 nt
Organism: Papilio xuthus (Asian swallowtail)
Lineage: Eukaryota; Metazoa; Arthropoda; Insecta; Lepidoptera; Papilionidae
Exons: 2
Coding region: 1-534 (177 amino acids)
Molecular function (GO): catalytic activity
Source: RefSeq, a predicted model, not a curated record
AUGGCCAAAAGUGUCUCGAUUCUGCAGGCGAACGUCAACCACUGUGUCGCGGAACAGGAUCUUCUGAUUCAAACCUCGGCGCAGUGGAAGAUCGACGUAGCCAUAGUCUCCGAGCCGUACUACGUCCGCCCCCGCGACGACUGGGCGGGCGAUCAGGACGACUCGGUGGCUAUCGUCGCCUGGCGGCGCACGGGCCCCGCACCCUUCGACAAUGUAACGAAGGGUCGCGGCUGGGUCCUAGCGUCGCUGGGCGGCGUUGCAGUGAUCGGGGUGUACUUCGCGCCGAGCAAGAGCUUUGCCGACUUCGAGCGGAUUGCUCGCCGAAUCGCCGGAGACCUCAACGUCAAAUCUAGUGCGUGGGGUUCUCCGGCGACAAACCUCAGGGGUGAGACGCUGGCAGAUUGGGCGGUGUCCACGGGACUCGUCCUCCUUAACAGGGGGACGGUCCAGACGUGCGUGCGGAGUCAGGGCGGGUCCAUCGUGGAUCUGACCUUCGCGAGCCCCGCCCUGGCUCGCCGCACGAGGAGGUGGUGA